Mytilus trossulus (common blue mussel) is the source of this 3600-nucleotide messenger RNA. RefSeq names its product zinc finger TRAF-type-containing protein 1-like. The coding region runs from base 92 to 1132 and encodes 346 amino acids. NCBI's taxonomy places the organism in Eukaryota, Metazoa, Mollusca, Bivalvia, Mytilida, Mytilidae. The transcript has 4 exons. Gene Ontology annotation, cellular component: nucleus. The record is from RefSeq and is a predicted model, not a curated record.
UAGACAGAUCACAUGAUCAAAACAGCAAAACGUCAACAUCAACAAACCUCAAUCGUAAACAAACCAGUGACCCAGUGACAGCUGAUACGAAAUGUCUGACAUACCAGGACCAUCAGCCCUUGCUAUAAUGGAUGAAAAUUCCAAUAAGGAAAACAUGGACAUAUUUUAUGAACCUGAGAAGAAGAAAGUCAAAGUAGAGGAGAAAGAAAAAGAAAAAAAUGCCCUCGAAUAUCGCCUUUCCGGAAUCUUGUGUUGCGCAGUUUGCUUGGACCUGCCCAAAACCUGUUACCAGUGUACCAAUGGUCAUUUGAUGUGUGCUGGCUGUUUCAAUCAUGUACUCGCUGAUUCAAGACUCAAAGAUGAGACAGCAACCUGUCCCAACUGUAGAUGUGAAAUCAGCAAAAACCUUUGUUCCAGAAACCUGGCUGUGGAGAAAGCAGUGUCAGAACUGCCAACAGAGUGCCAGUACUGCUACUGCCAUCUACCACGUAACCAGGUUGAUUAUCAUGAACGAGAAUUGUGUGAGGAGAGGCCUUCUUUAUGCAAGUAUUCCCGCAUUGGUUGCUGCUGGUGUGGACCAUUUCACGAACUGGCUGAACAUGAGAUUGGCUGUGGACAUCUCAUGAAGCCAGGAGCAGAAAUAAUGGAAUCUCUGGCAGAGGUGGACAAGUACAAUGAGACCCAACUCAAAUUGUACAAAGACAUUGUCUCACUUUUUUCAUGUGAAAAAGUUACUUUUAAUGACUUACAGAUGAAACCUUACAGAACAGAUGAUUUCACCACCAAGUUAUUCUAUGAAACUAGUCGUUUCUCAGCAUUUAAUUUUCAAUGGGUCAUCAAAGCAAGAAUCAACAAUGAUCAGAAAAAUCCAGCUCUUACAACAGACCGUACUCUGUCUUAUCAACUAGUGUUGAAAUCUAAAUUUACAACACCAAUCAGUCUGUCCUACAUUGUGCUCAAAGGCCCCUACGGCGAAAUAAAGAUCAACCCCUACAUUUACACACAUGACUUUGUACAAGACAAUGUAGAAACAGCAUACAAUGACUUACCAAUAAUCAACUCUGUAGAAUGUAAUAAAUUAUUGGCCGGUCGAACCAUUAAUUUACGACUUAUAAUGGUUAUGAUGAAUUAAAUACACUUUUAGGAUAUUUUCAAAUUUUGUUCAUAGGAAAAACAUACCAAGACUGACUGAUAUUUUAUUCUUGUGUAACUUCAGAUUUAAUUUACGUGUUAUUUCAAAAAAUAUAUUUAUUUAUUUAUUUAUUUAUCAUAUAUUUAUUUAUUUAUAAUCUUUAUAAAAAUUAAGAUGUAUGACAAUUGGAUUUUCUUAUUAAACUUUUAAAAUUUUAUAUGUUAAUAUAUAUAUAGGAAAGUAAAAAAAAAUUGAAGUCAUUUAGAUUCUCCAGUCAGUGUUGGUAUGUUGGUAUAGUUAACUUUUGCUAUGUUGGGGUUUAUUUAAAUAAAUAAUUAUUACGGGUUUAAAAGAGAUUUUGUAAUAAAAGGAAUUCAGUGACAGGUCAAGGGUAUAGUCAAUGUUUGUAGGCUUUUGAAAAAUGAAUAACUGUUAGAUCAUUGAAGAUACAUGGGUUCUGUUGGGGCUGUCCUUGUAUUGAAAAUAUUUCAUAAUUCGAAGCUUUUUUUUCAAAAACAUUUUUAUCCGGUCAGAUCUUCAAUCAAUGAAUAAGCAUAAACUACAUCUUGAGAUGUUCAUUUUUAACUUACUAGUAAUUGAUUGAAUGUUUUUGUGUUCGUCUUUAAUGUUCAUCCAAGCUUACCAUAGGAUGUAAUGUAUUCAGUAAAUUCCUAAUAGUGAGCCUCUUGAUAUUCGAGGAAUUUGUUUUGGUGGGGUUACUUGUUAUAUAGAGUUUUACUUUUUAUGUACAGAAAGAUUACAUGUAUAGUAUCUCCCAUUCUGAAAUGAUAUUUUUAUGUACAGAAAGAAUUCUGCUCUUUGGUUGGGUUGUUGCCUCUAUGACACAUUGCCCAUUUUCAUUCUCAAUUUUAUGUAUAGUACCUCCCAUUCUGAAAUGAUCUGAGAAACAAAUUCUUUUUUCAAUUGACCUUAGGAAUACAUGUUUCAGUGAUCUCAUGACCGCUUAGAUUUUUUGAUCCAUGUAGUUACGAUCUGUAAAUAGAUAAGUUGUCUUAAAGAUUUAGAAAUACAUUUAGGUUCAUGUUUGUUUUGUUUUGUGUUGUUAUGUUGUUACAUCAUGUUACAAAAAUUUAAAGACAAAUUGUUCCGGCAUUUAAAAUUUUGUUUUUGUAUUGUUAUUUUGUUACAUUAUUUUCCUGUUUUCAUUUAAAUCAUUUCUAUUUGUUUAAGGUAUUUUAAAUGAUACCAUUUGUUUUUGUUUUCAUUUUGGAAUAAAGUCUAUAUAGAAUUAUUUUCUAAAGCAGACUACAGUAUAAAAGUUUAUUUAUUCUUUGUUUUUCAUAAUUUUAAAAUUCACGCAGAAGCUGAAAAAUACUAAAAUGAUUCCUUGAAAAUACAUUUUUAUGUUUAAAGAGUGUAAAUUCAGUAAGUAACCUUGUCUUGUUGAAGACAAUGUUUACUGUUAGAUUUUUGUUUGUUUGUAAUUAGGUCAUUGGGUUGCUGUCUUAUUGACUUAUACCCCUUUUCACGUUUUAUUCAUACAUCAAUUUGACUGUAACAUUAUUUGUAUAUCAUCUACUUUGCACAUUAAUUAGUGUAUACUUGUAUGCAACAUAGAAGGCAAGAGUAGUUUUCCUAUUUGCAAAAAUUUAAAUCUCAUUUAUAUACACUAUGUUAAGAAAUUAUAAUAAUUCUAUUAAAGACUGAAAUAAUAAAAUAAUUCACCCUUUAGACUCCACUCUUUAACUUAAAAAGAAAGAAAUUUUAAGAGGGGGGAAGCAAUUUUCUUAGGUAGCUUAAAAACAUAUUGCAGCAUAUAUCAAUCAUCUGCAUUGUUAUCUUACACUUAAUUUUUUAUUCAAACAUUUAUAUUUUACUUAAUAUUUUGGUAUUAUUUUUUAAUAUUCUCAGCUGUUUAAUAUUUUAUAUUUAUGAUACAUACCCCAUUGCUUGUAUAUACCGUCUCAUAAUUCAUUAGCAGAGAUAUAUUUCUUCAAAACUACAUUUUUACUUAAACUCAAUUACAAGAGAAAUUUUUAAUUUAUAAAACUGUAUUUAUUUCAUUUCAUCUUAUACCACAAAUGGUAUUUCAAAAAUUUAAUUGAAUUUGUAAAAAAGACCAAAUUUAAGAAAAAAACUCAAAUUUUAUACUGGAUGAAGAUUUCUUUCUUAAGAUUGUGUUAAGAAUUUUUCUUUCAUUAAUCUUUAAGAAAAAAUGUUGUGAGUGAUGACACUUUUUCCUCAACUAAAUAAUUGAAAUAUAUACAUACAAACAAAAGGUGAGAAAUGAAAUAAAUAAAUAUUAUUUUUUUCAUUUUAAUAAUCAAUUUCUAUAAUAUUUAUCAAAUGCAUGAUUGCGGGGAUAUAUUAUUUCUUCUUUUUAAUGUGUAUUUCAGACAGUGCUGUACAUUUUUAACUGUAACUUGCCAUUACAUGUAUAUAUAAUCAUAGUAGGUUAAAGGAUAGAAAAAUGGAUGUUGAAGUCCAAUAAAAUUCAAUAACAAUUA